GUAUGUGAAGAAAUUCUAUUUUGAUAGUGUUUUUUAUUCUAAAAUCAAGUGUUUUUGAAAAAUUCAACUUCUUUACAUGAAAACUAAUUAAUAAAAAUUACUGUGAAAAUAAAGUGAAAGCUUAGAAUGAAGAAAAAGUAGUGAAAGAAAUAACUGUGUAUUAACGCGCUCAAGCACAUCACCUAACACACAUACACACCUACUUGUAUGUUAUAAUAAUAUGUAAACUUGUGUCUUUGUGUUUGCGCACUUCACUAUUUCCAUGUUUGAAUGCACUUCUAGACGCCGCAACUACUACCUAGCAGCACUUUGCCGUAGACGCCAGGAAUAGAAUGUAAAUAUUUACGCACAUCGAUGGCUUUGAAAUAGUGCAAUGACGAUAUGCGACAUUUUUAAUGGACAAAGGAAAAGAAAUUAACUCAAAAUGAAAAAAAUCAGCCAAGCAUAAUAUGUACAUACAUACAUAUUAUAUAAGGUGGAAAUAAAAAGUGAAAAAUACUAUAAUAUUAAAACGGCAGAGGCGGUAUGUAUAAAAGCCACUUUAAAGGCCAAUAGCAGCAAAAUAAUCCAAAGAAAUAACGAUUGGCUUUAUUCAUACGGGCGCGGCGGCUGGUGUUAUAUAAACUAGAAGAAAAUAAAAUAAAAAGUUCGGCUAAGCGGUGGUAAAAACAACAGAAAAUUCAACAGUAAAAAUAACAACAACAAAAGCAGUAGUUCCCAGCAGCUGACAGGAUUGAAGACGGCGAAGAGAAGAAUAGAAGUGGCAAUAAGAGGAAAGCAGCAGAAAGGCCCAAAGCAUAAUAGCAAACAACAACAACAACAAUAAAAUUCAUAAAUCAAGCGAAGUAAAUAUUUAACAAGACAACAAUAAACAGUGACUAAAUAGAAAGAAAACAAAACUGCUUACAAGGGGAGUGGAACAACUACCAGCGUAUAAUCUGCGAACAAACCUCCAUUAGAAUAGGCCUUUUGGGCCGCUAAACCAAGCCAUCCACUUAGCCACUCAAAACGACCAACCGUCCAUUGAGACUCGCUACGCAACAGGCCCACCUACCAACCUGCAUAAGUGACUAGCCAUUGCAUUGUGAAGGCAAUCAACCCAAAAACAUUUACGGUGAAAAUACAAACAGCUGCACUGGCGCACUUCAGACAGAACUUCAUUAACAGCAACAACCACAACAACCCCUCCAAUUUUGGUGUCGGUGGCAGUGGGGGUGUAGCUGGAGUACCCAUUAUUAUGGAAGGCCCGGAAGUGACAUUCCUCUUUCAAUUUGGCAGUUUGCGCGAUGCUGUUUCAGUGGCGGCCAGUAGUUUAACAUUGAAAUCGCUCAAGGACUUAGCUUGUGAAUUCAUCAACACAAAGAUACCCGACAGCGGCUUGACGCACCUACCGGAGCGUGUACUACUCUUUCGCCAUGACUACAAUAGUCCAAAUGUAUUGCACAUCAUUAACUCGGCAGCGGAAGUGGUUGAUGAGACUCUGGUGGAGAUUGUACUGACAGCCAGCCCCAUCCUGUAUCCUACAUCGGAAAUGCCGACAUUAAAACCACAUACGCUCAAUGUGCAUUCGUACAAAGCGCCAACAUUUUGUGAUUUUUGUGGUGAAAUGCUGUUCGGUUUGGUACGUCAAGGACUCAAAUGUGAUGGUUGCGGACAGAACUACCAUAAACGGUGUGUGGUGAAGAUACCCAACAAUUGCAGUCGCCCCAAUGAUACUAGCUCGAGACGGUCCUCAGCCUUACAGCCGCCUCGCAGUCCAUCAGGUGGUUCAACACAAUCACUGAUUUCGAAUGAAGAUCAGGCGCGGAGCGAUGGCGGUAGCUCACUGAAUGUCCCACAUUAUCGGAGCCACAGUCGUUCGCCCUCCUCGAGCAGCCGCAAUGGCAGCAAUCAUUGCCUUGGGGCCAAUAUUUCCAUGUACACACCCACGCUCGCUUACGCCGAAAAAAUACGCAUUCCACACACCUUCAUGGUGCACACCUAUGGCAUACCGACAGUAUGUCAACAUUGCAAAAAACUACUGAAAGGCCUAUUCAAACAGGGUCUACAAUGUAAAGAUUGCCAAUAUAAUGCGCAUAAGAAAUGCUUAGAUAAAGUGCCACACGACUGUACCGGCGAACGGCAGUCCCAUACCAAUGACUAUGCAGAUAAUACGCCUACGCAUGCGCAUAUGGGGAAAGGGAGCGAUAACUUCUUCCGCGAAGAGUUCGAUGAUAGCGAUUUCGAAGACAAUCCGCCGCCUAGUAGUGCUGGCUACACGAGUAACUCGGCGCAUAAGUAUGGCAUUGCCGGUGGAGUAAAAUCUACGCGUACUGGCAUACCUAAGACGACAACGAAUGCACACAAUUCACCGCCAGAGUUGGUAAAUGGAUUAGUUGGAGCUAGCGAUGGGCAUGCUGGAUAUACGGAUGGGCGCAGUGUCGGUGAGGGUCAAUCAAUUGAUGGACAAUCGGAGCAAUCGAGCUCCUCUUCUUCGCCCAGUGCCAAUAUACCUUUAAUGCGUAUCGUACAAUCUGUGAAGCAUACAAAGAAGCGAGGGGGUCAAGCGAUCAAGGAAGGUUGGUUGGUACAUUUUACCAGCUUAGAUAAGACGGUGAAGCGCUAUUAUUGGCGCUUGGACUCGAAGACACUUGCCCUAACGUUGUUCCUCUCCGAGCAGGGCAGCAAAUAUCACAAAGAUAUACCACUGUCCGAAAUACAGGGAAUAGAUACGAAUCGUGAUUUGCGCGUAGACAACAAUUAUUGCUUCGAACUCAAGACAGCUACCAUAAGCUACUAUGUGGGACAAGAUCCAUUGGUAGGAGUACGUGAAGAGCAACCGGUAAGACUGCCGCCGCCAGAUAGUGGUAUAGGGUCGGAUAUUGCCAAGAGCUGGGAGACAAUCAUCAAGCAGGCCUAUAUGCAUGUCACAAAUACACAAUGCUGCGAAUCAGAAGAAAACGUUCAGGAUAUGGGUCAGCUUUAUCAGAUAUUCCCCGACGAAGUGCUUGGUUCGGGUCAAUUUGGUGUUGUCUAUGGAGGUGUACAUAAAAAAACUAAACGAGAAGUGGCCAUUAAAGUUAUUGAUAAGUUGCGCUUCCCCACUAAACAGGAGGCACAGCUCAAGAAUGAAGUUGCCAUAUUACAGAACAUUUCACAUUGUGGUGUUGUGAAUCUCGAGCGCAUGUUCGAAACGCCUGAACGCAUAUUUGUUGUGAUGGAAAAGCUUAAGGGUGAUAUGUUAGAGAUGAUACUCUCGCACGAGCGCGGACGACUUAGUGAACGAGUGACGAAAUUCCUCAUUACACAAAUACUCAUAGCGCUUAAACAUUUGCAUAGCAAAAAUAUUGUACAUUGUGACUUGAAACCGGAAAAUGUGUUGCUCUCAUCCGAUAACGAAUUUCCACAAGUGAAGUUAUGCGAUUUUGGUUAUGCUAGAAUUAUCGGCGAGAAAUCCUUCAGACGAUCGGUAGUAGGAACGCCGGCUUACUUAGCCCCUGAGGUGCUGCGCAAUAAGGGCUACAACCGUUCACUGGAUAUGUGGAGUGUUGGUGUUAUUAUUUACGUCAGCCUCAGCGGCACAUUCCCCUUCAACGAGGAGGAAGACAUUAAUGAUCAGAUACAAAAUGCCGCUUUUAUGUAUCCGCCAAACCCAUGGAAGGAGAUCUCAUCAAAUGCCAUCGACCUAAUUAACAAUCUGCUGCAGGUGAAGCAACGCAAACGUUACACUGUCGAUAAGAGUUUGCAGCACUACUGGCUGCAGGAUAAGCAAACCUAUCGGGAUUUGCGGAAUUUAGAAGGUCAGGUUGGUACACGUUAUCUAACACAUGAGGCGGAUGACAUACGAUGGGCCAGCAGUGGUGACACCUGACCUGUUGUAGUAGAAAGCAAAGCCAUUAGCGGACAAGGCGAACAAGAAGGCGAGUUCCAAAAGAAAGAGCAACAGCAAAAGCAACAAAUUCUAGAAAUGUCAGCCAAUGAACAACAGCGGCCCCGCCAACGCCAAAAGUUAUCCAUACAACAACAAUCACAGCAACACCAGCAUAUCGAUGCUGAGGCUUGCGGUUGUCGCAGUUUACCCGGUACACCGAAAGUGGAAGCUAUUGGCGAUAAGGCUAUAAAAUGGGUGCGCGGGCAUUUGUGUCGAAAUGUGAAAUGAGAUGCAUACCAAUAAAAAAGCUAAAAAUAUUACAUAAAUAAAUAAUAAAAUAGAAAAAAAUAGUAAAACAAAUACAUUAACUCAAGCAACAUUUUGGUCAAAAUUUCUGAAUAUUUAAGUGAUCUAACUUCUUAUAACUACACUAACGUACUUCAUACGCAUAUGUUUACUUAGAAAUAUAUGAAGUACACACUCUCUUAAGUGCCCCAAUAGACAAGAUAGUUUCUUUACAAAUUUUUCUAUUACAAUACGAACAAUAUAAGAAUGAAGAAUCGAAAUAUACAUUGUAUGUGUGAGUGAUAGGUCAUAACUAAAAAUGAACUUGUAUGAGUAUAUUUACAUGUAUUGAAAUUUGUUGAAUUUUCCUCUAAACAGUACCUUACACGAUUUUCGUAUGGAAUUGUAAUUUACAAAGCGUUAUAUAUACAUAAAUACGUAUAACUUUUAUGAUUACUUAUAAUAAAGGAAUGAGUAUAAAUUAAUAAUGAAUAUGAAUCAAAUUAAAUUAAUUAUUAAUACUUACCAAUAUACACAUGCUGAUAUGUAUGCAUGUAUGUAUAUAAUUAGAUUGCCAAGGCGUACAAAUUGCAAAUGCUUACAACAACUGAACCAAUGUGCUAAAUUUUUUCUCCGCUAUUCCGUAACUCAGCUCUAGUUCCGUAUGAAACUUAAAUGUAUACAUACAUAGGUAUAACAAAUGUUAUAUUUACAUAAUUAAUUACAUAGGGUCUGUGCUAUGUAUUCUAUGUAAAACUUUUAAGGUCGUUAAGAUCAGUCUUAUGAAAUAAAGUGUUAUUA
Anastrepha obliqua is the source of this 4936-nucleotide messenger RNA. It is a transcript of the gene PKD, whose product is annotated as serine/threonine-protein kinase D3. Gene Ontology annotation, molecular function: protein serine/threonine kinase activity; ATP binding. Lineage: Eukaryota; Metazoa; Arthropoda; Insecta; Diptera; Tephritidae. The transcript is spliced from 10 exons. The record is from RefSeq and is a predicted model, not a curated record. The coding region runs from base 1238 to 3850 and encodes 870 amino acids. Gene Ontology annotation, biological process: protein phosphorylation.